Molecule: messenger RNA, 3190 nt
Organism: Styela clava
Lineage: Eukaryota; Metazoa; Chordata; Ascidiacea; Stolidobranchia; Styelidae
Product: cytosolic phospholipase A2-like
Biological process (GO): glycerophospholipid catabolic process
Cellular component (GO): cytosol
Molecular function (GO): calcium ion binding; calcium-dependent phospholipid binding
Source: RefSeq, a predicted model, not a curated record
CUUGUUUCCACAGAAUAUUUUUUUCAAAAAGCUAAUUUAAUUGUGCAAGGUAAAUCAAGCCGAAAAUAUAUCCCGCUUUAGUUUCAACUAAUCGUUAUGAUGGACACGGACGAACAUUUUCAUGACUGCGUUGCCAGUAUUUCUAACAUAAACUUUUCUGAAAGUAAGAAGAUCGGGAUAAACAAAGCGGAAGCUGAUGACAGUAAUAAUAAUAACUAUGAAGUCACGGAAGAACUAACACCACAAGAGCAGGCUUUAUUGAAAAAAAUGCAGUACGAGCUUCCUACUGAUCCCGUAGAACGGCAACAGUUUAUCAUACGACUCAAAAAGUUUGCGAAAGUUCGUGGAAAUGGAGGGAAGACAGAUCCGUUUCAAUUCUUCGAGGUUGAACAUGAGCCUUGCAAUAUGCUGCGAGUUCGAAUCACGCGAGGAAGAGAAAUAACAAAGGGAAGAUUCGGGGAUUUGAUGGAUGUUCCCGAUCCGUAUGUGAUUGUACACGUACCGGAAGCGCCUGAUGGUCGAAAACAAACGCAAACAAUUGAUAAUGAUUGCAAUCCAGAAUGGAAUGAAGAACUUCUUUUUUAUCUCAAACCACAAACAGAAGAAAAACGGAAAAUUAUAGCACAUAUAACUCUCAUGGAUUCUAACUACGCUUUAGAUGAAACAAUUGGUGCGGUUGAGUUCGACCUAUCAAAAGUACCAAUGGAUGAAACUUUGAAAAAAACAUUUAAUUUUUUUGAGACAUCUGAAGUCGAUAUAGAAUUCACGAUGCAGUCAGUGUACAAUUCAGAUAUAAGAUGCAGUCUAGCACUUUGCGACGAAGAGAAACGAUUUCGCACAAUGCGAAAAAAAGUUGUCUUAGAAGCAAUGAGACGUUCAAUUCCUGCAAAUGGACCCAGAACUCUGCGAGAGACGCCGACAGUUGCAAUUCUUGGUUCCGGUGGUGGAUUUCGUGCUAUGACCGGAUAUGCCGGAGCGAUGAAAGCUCUUUACGACUCUGGAAUUUUGAAUUGUGCAACAUACAUCGGUGGAUUGUCUGGAUCUUCAUGGUACCUCAGUACCCUCUAUUCUCAUGAUGAUUUCCCGCGACUUGGUCCAUCAGUAGUAAGUCAAGAAAUUCGAAGUAGUAUUGAAACAAGUUGGUUAUGGUUUCUUGGUCCUGAAGGUUUGAUGAGAUACAGCAGUAGAUUGAGACAAAAGCGAAAGCAGGGCCAGCCUGUCACAUUCACGGACUUUUUUGGAAUGUUAAUCGGACAAAUGCUACUUGGAAAAGAGAAAAUGGAAAAUCGUAAAUUGUCGGAUAUGCAACUUAAACUCAAGGAUGCAUCUCUACCAAUGCCUAUAUUCACCUGCCUGCAUGUGAGAUCAAAUAUGUCAGCCAUGACAUUCCAUGAUUGGGUCGAGUUCACUCCAUAUGAAAUUGGAAUCGCAAAAUACGGAACGUUUCUCAAAACAGAAUAUUUUGGAAGCAAAUUUUUCAUGGGCGUUCUUGUUAAAAAAUACGACGAAAGUCCGCUACACUUUUUACAGGGAGUGUGGGGAAGCGCAUUUUCGAUUUUAUUUAAUCGAUUGAUCGAAAAGUCUAAUAAAGAUGGAAAUAACGAUUCAAACUCAAAACAUGAAGAUGAAAGAGAAGCCUUAAGCAAAGAAAUGGCUGGUAUCCAGGCCAGCGGAGGUAAGAAUCCUGACGAGGAAGAUUCUGAGGAGGAAGAUGCUGAUGAAGAGGACGAAGAUGAAGAUUUCGUGGACGCACAUGAAAAUUUGGAGCAUAUCAAAGCUGCACAAGAACAAGGACGUCGCCAUACAUGGUUUACAGGAAUCACACGGUCACCGGCAAUACGCGAAAGACCAAGCAUUGAUAAGAAACGGGGAAGCAUGUUUUCACUUGGAAACCUGUUUUCUUGGGGAUCGCCGGCAAAAAAACUUUCACCAAAACAACAAAGAAGCGCUUCGACUGCUCCACAACCUAAACAAUCCAUGUUGAAUAGCUUUGUUUCCAACAUGUUCAACUCUUAUGCUAUAAUGCAGACGAGAGAAUUUCGUGCUGGUAAGAUAUUGAACUACAUGAGAGGAUUGUCGCUGAGUAACACUUAUCCAAUCUCUCCUUUUGCUGGCGCCGAUCAUAUCGCUGAAGUGGAUGAAUUCAAACACGUUACCGAAGCCAUGGAAUGCUUCCGUAAAAAAGUACAUUUAGUUGACUCCGGACUGACAUUCAAUACUCCAUACCCUCCUAUACUCAGACCACAGAGGGGAGUGGAUUUGAUCAUCUCGUUCGAUUUUAGUGCACGACCAUCUGACAAUCACCAGCCUUUCAAGGAAAUUCUUCUAGCAGAAAAAUGGGCACGUUUGCAUGGAAUUGCCUUUCCAAAAAUUGACGUUUCGGUUUACGAUCCAGAAAAUAUGAAAGAAUGUUAUGUCUUCCAAGAUACGGGCAACGAGCGAGCUCCAAUAAUUAUUCAUUUUGUACUUUGCAACGAACAAUUCAAGAAAUUUUCCAAGCCAGGUGUUCCACGAGAGGCAGGUGACACCAGAGCAGAUUUUAGUAUUUUUGACAAUCCCAAAACUCCUUACUCAACUUUCAAUUUCCAAUAUUCUCAUCAAGCUUUUGAUGAUCUACACGAUUUAAUGGAAUUUAACACGCUACUAAACAUCGAGACCAUAAAAGAGCAAAUCCAGCACUGUGUUCAGUUGCGACGUCGCUCGAAAUCGAGAUGCUCAAUCACCUUAAACGACAUUAGAAAAUCACGACACUUGACCAAAAAAGGAAGAAAUAUUCUGGAGAAAGUUCUACAUAACAAAGAUGCUUUGUUUCUUGAUUAGACUAUUCACUUUAUAAUAAUUAUAAUAUACUCAUAUUGCACGUAACAUCAUUGGAGUAAACACUUCUGGCUGUUUAAACUUUGCCCGUUGUUGAACUUUAAAACCAUAUUAUGUUACAACAUUUUGUUGCUUUUUUGUUUUCUGGCAGUAGUUUCAUUUAAAGUCUAUAAGGUGAAAGAAUUGAUAACAAAAAUAUGACUAACGAGAGAAGUAUUUCUUACGAAUUGUGAUUUUACUUGAUUGUAAACAUUAUUGUUGCAACAAUUUUUAUCCUUGCACAUUUUAUGCCUAAUUUUUUUUUUUUAUUUGUUAGUUUUCACUUUUUUCAGUUAUUUUGUACAUAAAUAAAACACUAAUAAGAAUAUAACAA